AUGCUCGACCCGAGUAACUUCACGCUUGCUCCCAACGGCGCAGGUUCCAAGACGCCUAGCCCAGGGCGGGGUCCUUCACCGGGGUUGUCGUCUGCUUCGUUACCUGGGUCUGCUGCUUCUGGGUCUGGAUUUGGGUCUGUGUCGGGGACUGGGACUGGGGGGGGUGAGAGGUAUGUGGUGCAGGAUUCGAGGUGGCGGUUUCAUGGGGAGGAACAUUUUCCAAAACCGAGGAAUUUUGUCGGGGGGGCGAGGAAGUAUAGGGCUGGCAGGGGGAGUAGUGUGCCGUUGCAUUUGGGGGCUUUGUAA
Messenger RNA from Dichotomopilus funicola, 306 nucleotides. RefSeq lists its product as uncharacterized. Lineage: Eukaryota; Fungi; Ascomycota; Sordariomycetes; Sordariales; Chaetomiaceae. The record is from RefSeq and is a predicted model, not a curated record. Bases 1 to 306 code for a protein of 101 amino acids. The transcript has a single exon.